AUGUUUUCAAGGAAAAAUUGGGAUGGUCGAACUCUUGAUACAAAACCCGGGAUCUACACGCAAUACAAAACGUUUUUAAAUAAGGACAAGGGUGUCGCCAAGAAAUUGUUGAAAGGAGAUCGACCGUCAGAGGUUCAAUGUAAUAUAUUACGUAGACACUUUCUUGAGUUGACUCAAAGCUUCAUGAUUCCACUGGAGAGAUAUCUCUCAUCUCUGAUGCCGCUGCGUAAGGAAAUGUCGCCAUUUAAGGCUAUUCCUAGUGCACGCCCAUUCUCUAUUGAGGAGUUCCUACUGACAGUCGAUGCUAAUGGUCCAUCAUUAACUUGCGGAGUGAAAGGAGACUGGCCAGGCCUAUACCGCCGCUUUGUAAGCAGUCCGAAUUUCGUUGGUUGGCUGUCGAGCCGUACACGUGAUGUGAAUGCUCAACUCAAAGCACAGUACGUGGAGGCACUGUGUUCUGCAGACUUGGGAGAGAAGGUGUUGGCAACGAAACAUCAUGUGGAAAUCGUGGAUUUAGUGUUGAGAGUUCGACAGCGAAUUAUCGAAAUGGAAGAAGCAAGUGAGAAAAGACAUCAGUUGGUGCGUCAAAUCGCCUCCAUACUUGCGGGUGUUGACGAAGAGCUGAAACAGGUGCUGAUGUCGAAUUGUUCGCUCCGUGAGAUUGUAUCAUAA
Molecule: messenger RNA, 672 nt
Organism: Cooperia oncophora
Lineage: Eukaryota; Metazoa; Nematoda; Chromadorea; Rhabditida; Trichostrongylidae
Source: the annotation of a GenBank genome assembly